Trypanosoma grayi is the source of this 303-nucleotide messenger RNA. RefSeq lists its product as hypothetical. The transcript has a single exon. Bases 1 to 303 code for a protein of 100 amino acids. NCBI's taxonomy places the organism in Eukaryota, Euglenozoa, Kinetoplastea, Trypanosomatida, Trypanosomatidae. The record is from RefSeq and is a predicted model, not a curated record.
AUGCUCUCCAGACAGCAGGAUAAGGUACUCUUCCUUGGUGGAACACUGGCCAGUGCAACGACGUCGGUCAUGCACACUGUUGUUUGCGCUCCAUCCGUUGUCAGAGGUGUUUCACGCCGUGUGGACUCUCUUUUGAUGAGCUCUGAUUGGGUGCAUGACUGUUUCCAAAGUGGUGUGCGCUAUUCUGAGGAUGCAUACCUGCCGCUGUAUGUCCUUGAAGCAUACCGUGUCGUGAUUAGUAGUAUGACAGAGGCGCGUUCGCAUCUGAAGAAUCUUCUGCGGCGCCUUGGGGGCAUGUGUUAA